UGCAAUCGAUUGCAUGCUUCCGAGCCUCAGUGACACUUUCCCAAAUUGAUCUUCUAUUUUGUGCCUCAAGCGAUUCCCAUUGUAUUCGAUGGUCCUUUGUCCAGGGUGUGGUGAGGUCCUCGCGUGUUCGUUUGGUGGACUGUUUUCAUUCGACGCCGACCUCGACUUCGCAUCCAUUUGCCAUCACUCAUUAACACAACUGGAACCCGUCUUCAUCUCUAAAGCGAUGUCCUUGCACAUUGACACAUGAUCUUGCGAUAAGAUGGAAGGCGCCGCGAAGUUCUAUCAUCCGUACGAGCCGUACGACAUCCAGCUUGAAUUUAUGCGGACAUUGUAUGAAUGCAUUGAUCAAGGCAAAAUCGGCAUCUUCGAGUCUCCGACUGGAACUGGCAAAUCUUUGAGUCUAGCAUGUGGUUCCUUGACAUGGCUUCGAGACCACAAGAGAAAAGAAUUCGAUGAAAGCAUUGCUGCCAUUGAAGGAGACGAUGACGAGCCCGAAUGGAUGGUCCAACACUCUCGAGAAGAGAAGAAAAGUCAAGUCAUACAGAAACGAGCAGAGCUAGAAGCAAAACUCGAGAAGAUCCGCCAACACGAACGCAAAGUUCGAAAUCGACAGGAAAACGGACCUACAUUGACCAAAAAGCGGAAACUGGAUGAUGACAGCGGCAAAGAUGUCGAUAUUGUGGAUGAAGAGCAAUUCGCCCUCGACGACUACGAGAGCGAUGAUGAAGGCACCAAGAGUUCCAAAGCCAACAAUUGGGACGCUGACCUGGGAUUGUCAAAGGAGACACAAGCGCUUAUGCAGAAACUCGGAUAUGGUCUUUCGGCCCUGUCGAAACCAGAAGAUCUUGAAGCAGAAGAUGAACUGAAGAUUUACUUCUGCUCUCGCACUCACUCGCAAUUGAGUCAGUUUGUUAACGAACUGAAGAGGAUAGAUCUACCAGCCGCUAUACCUGCUGUGCAGGAGGAAAUCAAGAAGAAAGAUAAGCUUCACGAGGAGCUCAAGCAUCUCUCCUUGGGCGCGAGAAAGAACCUUUGCAUCAACAGUAGAGUUUCUUCGUUGAAGAGUGCAACAGCAAUCAACGAGCGAUGCUUGGAAUUGCAAGAUGCAAAGACGCCAAAAGAGAAAAAGUGUCCAUUCGUGCCAAACAAAGAGAGCGAAGGCACGGUACUCGAUUUCCAGCAUCAUGCUUUGGCAAAAAUACGAGAUAUUGAGGACUUGGGCAGUUUGGGCAAGAAGUUGGGUGUCUGUCCCUAUUAUGCCACUAGACCUGCAGUCAAGCCUAGCGAGAUUGUCACACUACCAUAUCCACUUCUACUCCAAAAGACGGCACGAGAAGCACUAGGUCUAUCGCUCAAGGACCAUAUCGUCAUUAUCGAUGAAGCACACAAUCUCAUGGAUGCAAUCUCUUCCAUCCACACUGUCGAAGUAUCACUGCAACAACUACAACUCGCCCGAGCUCAGUUGACAGCCUACCUCCAACGCUUCCGCAAUCGUCUCAAAGGCAAGAAUCGCGUGUACGUUACACAAGUCGUACGGCUACUAGACUCAAUAGCCAAUUUUCUGUCAACAUUGGACAUCAAGAAAGGAAGCGAAGGCACUGUCCAAACCACCGAACUUCUCAAGGGAAAAGGUGUGGAUCAAAUCAACCUCUACAAACUGAUGCAUUACCUGCAAGAAAGCAAAUUGGCCAGAAAAGUGGAAGGCUAUGUUUCUCUAGAGCAGCAGAAACAGCAGAAUAUCAAUGCUGCGGGUGUUGGGAAAGAAGUCACAGUGCCUGUGCUUACGCAUAUUACAAACUUGUUCAUGGUGUUGACGAAUCCGGCGAGAGAAGGACGUCUGUUCUAUACCGUUGGAGCAGACAAGGCAGAGACGAAGGUCAAGUACAUGUUACUCGAUCCCUCCGAACACUUUCGCGAGAUUGUCGAGGAAGCUAGAGCAGUAAUACUGGCAGGUGGAACCAUGUCACCAAUGUCCGACUACCUGACCCGACUGUUCCCCUAUCUCGAUAACGACCGCAUCACAACCCUAUCCUGCGGCCACGUAAUACCCACCACAAACCUCUUCGUCAGCCCAAUAAUCUCAAGCCACAACAACACCGAUUUCAACUUCACCUUUCCCUCACGAAACUCUCCUUCCACAAUCACAGCAUUAGGAGAAUCAAUCUUACAACUCCUCCCUUCCAUCCCAAACGGCUGCGUAGCUUUCUUCCCCAGCUACUCCUACAUGGACCAAGUCGUCGCCUCGUGGCAAAAGUCCCCCUCUCCCUCCCAACCUUCCCUCUGGACCCGCAUGCAAAAACAAAAGGCUCUUUUCAAAGAAUCACAAGCUACAGGUACAGAAGACGUCCUCACAUCCUACACUUCCGCCGCCAACACGACGCAAAAGGGAGCUUUCCUCCUCGCAGUCCUGAACGGCCGUCUCAGUGAAGGAAUAAACUUUUCCGAUCAUCUGGGUCGGUGUGUCAUGGUCGUCGGUCUACCCUACGCGAACCCGAAUACCGCAGAACAGAAAGCCAAAAUAGCUUAUAUUGAGGAAAAAGCUGUUGCUGCGGGACUACAGGCAAAAGAAGCGGCGAGGGAGUUUGCGGAUAAUAAUUGUAUGAGGUCGGUUAAUCAGGCUAUUGGUAGAGCGGUGAGGCAUAAGGGGGAUUGGAGUGCGAUUUUGUUGUUUGAUGCGAGGUAUGCGCAGAAGAAAAUACAGGGGAAAUUGCCUGGGUGGAUCAGGGCGAGUUUGGGGGAUGGGAUGGGUGCUGGGAGGAAGUUUAGGCAUGUAGAGGUUGGGUUGAAAGCAUUUUAUGCUAGGAAGAAGGCAGAAGGAACCUUGAGCAAUACAUAGAUGUGGAUGAAGAAUAAAAGG
Messenger RNA from Aureobasidium pullulans EXF-150, 2860 nucleotides. Its product is annotated as DNA repair helicase. The transcript is spliced from 6 exons. Lineage: Eukaryota; Fungi; Ascomycota; Dothideomycetes; Dothideales; Saccotheciaceae. The record is from RefSeq and is a predicted model, not a curated record. Gene Ontology annotation, cellular component: nucleus. Gene Ontology annotation, molecular function: ATP binding; hydrolase activity, acting on acid anhydrides, in phosphorus-containing anhydrides; DNA binding. The coding region runs from base 263 to 2839 and encodes 858 amino acids. Gene Ontology annotation, biological process: establishment of sister chromatid cohesion; nucleobase-containing compound metabolic process.